Molossus molossus (Pallas's mastiff bat) is the source of this 1713-nucleotide messenger RNA. RefSeq names its product sirtuin 7 (gene SIRT7). Bases 38 to 1240 code for a protein of 400 amino acids. The record is from RefSeq and is a predicted model, not a curated record. Lineage: Eukaryota; Metazoa; Chordata; Mammalia; Chiroptera; Molossidae. Gene Ontology annotation, molecular function: NAD+ binding. The transcript is spliced from 10 exons.
GGAGGCGGAAGCGGAAGCGCGCGUCCGCCCGGCAGUGAUGGCAGCCGGGGGUCUGAGCCGCUCGGAGCGCAAGGCAGCCGAGCGGGUGCGCAGGCUGCGGGAGGAGCAGCAGCGGGAGCGCCUCCGCCAGGUGUCGCGCAUCCUGAGGAAGGCGACGGCCGAGCGCAGCGCAGAGGAGGGCCGGCUGCUGGCCGAGAGCGAGGACCUGGUGGCCGAGCUGCAGGGCCGGAGCCGGCGGCGUGAGGGCCUGAAGCGGAGGCAGGAGGAGGUGUGCGACGACCCGGAGGAGCUGCGGAGGAAGGUCCGGGAGCUGGCCGGCGCCGUGCGCAACGCCAAGCACCUGGUCGUCUACACCGGCGCGGGCAUCAGCACGGCAGCCUCUAUCCCAGAUUACCGGGGUCCCAAUGGAGUGUGGACGCUGCUUCGGAAAGGGAGGUGCGUCAGUGCUGCUGACCUGAGUGAGGCCGAGCCGACCCUCACCCACAUGAGCAUCGCCCGCUUACAUGAGCAGAAACUGGUGCAGCACGUGGUGUCUCAGAACUGCGACGGGCUCCACCUGCGCAGCGGGCUGCCUCGAUCAGCCAUCUCCGAGCUUCAUGGGAACAUGUACAUUGAAGUCUGCACGGCCUGCACUCCCAACAGGGAGUACGUGCGGGUGUUCGAUGUGACGGAGCGCACCGCCCUGCACCGACACCAGACAGGCCGGGCCUGCCACAAGUGUGGGGCCCCGCUCCGGGACACCAUUGUGCACUUUGGGGAGAGGGGGACCCUGGGGCAGCCUCUGAACUGGGAGGCAGCCACCCAGGCUGCCAGCAAAGCAGACACGAUCCUGUGUUUAGGCUCCAGCUUAAAGGUUCUCAAGAAGUAUCCACGCCUCUGGUGCAUGACCAAGCCCCCCAACCGGCGGCCCAAGCUCUACAUUGUGAACCUACAGUGGACCCCAAAGGAUGACUGGGCUGCCCUGAAGCUUCAUGGGAAAUGUGAUGACGUCAUGCAGCUCCUCAUGGAUGAGCUGGGCCUGGAGAUCCCCCCCUACAGCAGGUGGCAGGACCCCAUAUUCUCCCUGGCGACUCCCCUGCGGGCAGGUGAAGAAGGCAGCCACAGUCGGAAGUCGCUGUGCAGAAGUCAAGAGGAACCCCAGCCGGGAGACCAAGGUGCACCACUUAGCUCAGCCCCCAUCCUAGGUGGCUGGUUUGGCAGAGGCUGCACCAAACGCACCAAAAGGAAGAGAGUGACAUAAACUGGUGCUUGACUGAGAACGACAAUUGGCACUUUGCAGAUGGCUGGAACUCUUGAGUCAGGGGCUAGUGGCACCCAGAAGGCCAGCACAGCCCCGCAGGGUCUAGUGAGAAUUCUCUGGGGUUGAUGUUUUCACCGUGACAUGUUUAGCCAUUUGUCUUGGUGGGAAGCCUCCUUGCACUGCUGUGCUUGUCCCCUGCCCCCAUGGGCCUGAGUGUUGACACCUGGCUGGUCAGCUUCCUAAAGGCAGCAGCCACGCCUUCCUAUGAGAACAGAACUGGCCAGCCAAGAGGAAGCACUCGCUGCCUUACCUCAUUCAUCAGGCUAGUCUCAGGGGCUUCAACCCUAUUUCUACUUACUAAGAAUGUUAACUUUAUAGUAAACCUUUUUCUGUAUAGGUAUGCGGCAAAGGGGUGGUUUUGAGCCUUCACUCUCAGCAGACCUUUUUAUUGUUAUUAAACAUUUCUGCACUGU